AAGUGGAGAUAAUGUAACAUGUCCAUUAGACAAAUUGCUGUGCGUUUUUAAUAAUAAUAAGCCACAGAAAUAUGGUUGUGAAACGCGUAUUCGCUACCCCAUAUCAGGUGUGGCCUAUUGCGCAAAAAUGUACUGUGCACAGGAGGAAUUUCGUUAUGGGAAACCCCCGCACAUCACAUACUGGAAUCGCACUGCCUUUGAUCAGUUUGCAGCGUUACAGGAUCAGUGCUUUUUGUCCAAUGGAUUGAUCUUCAAAAGAAAAUGUUUGUUAAGGCAGAUGCGUGCCGAAUGGGAAGCCAUUCCGCCCGCCUCACAAAUUCGAUGCACGCCUCUGAAGAAAGAUAUCGCCACAAACGAGAGCCAGAUAUUACAUACGGACAACCCCGACUUAAAAAGCAUUCAAAACGAAAUACUCACUGGUCGCCGUCACUUAAAUGAAUCCCAGGAACGUCGCAAUGUGAGUGCAUCCGUUCGGAGAAUUCUACGACAAAAGAAACAUCGCCUGGAGGCCACUGAUGUGCACAUCAGCAGCACAGUGUUCGGUGCUCUCCAACAGGAGGCAAAGGAUGCGGCGCUCAGCUCAGAUAUGCUCAGCGUCUGCAGCGAGGUGAUGGCCAGUCAGCCGAUAGUACUGCGGCAGUCUGCCACGGAGCUUAAUGCAACCAAUUCUCUGCUCUAUCAGUUCGAGAGCUACAUGGACGCCCUGCCUGACCAGCUGGUGCCGCAUCAGAGUUGUGGGCGAGUGGCUGUGGCUUCGUUUAACUUUUCCAGUGAAGAGGAAACUGGGGUGGAGAGCAGAAGCUUCACAGAGAUAGGCGUGCAGGCUUUGAUGAGCAACAAUCUUAGCGUUUUCUUUGUGAAUCCCACAUGCGACAAUAUUUCGGGCAUUGCCAUAUACUCGAAAGGAGCGCCUCAGUUACAACUGGCUCAUGGAGGAUUUUGGUACCGCUUUGUCCAUACCCAUGAGACCGUAACCCUGUUGAAGGAGGAGCCCAAUUUAGAAGCUGCUACUUUUCUCAAUCAGCAGUUGUUGGAGGCUGUGCAGCAUGACGGUGGCAACUAUUUGGUCUUCAAAGUAUACGCUAAUGACGCAUUAUUCGUGGAGAGGGCCACGGAACGUAAGCGACGACCGCGCAGCAAGGUGCUCUCCAUUUCCAUCCCCAACUAUGCAGCUCAACUACCUUAUAAGUUGCCCUUUCUGUUGCGCACUGAAAACCAGCAGAGUCCGGAGGGUGGAUGCGGCUACUGGAACUAUGAGACUUGGCUGACCGAUGGCGUUGAGACGACCAAAGGGAACUUGUCAGAUGUCACUAGUGUCUGUUAUACGAGCCACCUGACACAGUUCACGUCACUGGUCGGCGGCAAUUAUCGGAUAAAUGCAGACGGUCAGGAAGUUUUGAUAGCACCGCUACAUGCAAAAGUUCUGGACAUUAUCUCGAUUGUGGGCUGCUGUCUCUCGCUGUUUGGUCUAUUGGGCAUCUGGCUGACUGCGGCAAUAUCUAAGAGGUGGCGUAAUCAGUCCUCGACAAAGGUGCUCCUUCACCUAUGCCUGGCCUUGACGCUUCAGAUGGUGCUCUUCGUUUUCCUGAAUACCGACGACACUGUCGAGCAUUUGAUCACAACGCAGAGCUACGAUCGGUGCGUGAUUUUGGGAGCCUUGCUGCAGUAUUCGGUGCUGGUCCUCUUCAGCUGGAUGCUGAUCAUUGCCUUCCUACAGUUCCAGCGUUAUGUGACAGUGAUUGGCAUUAAUCGACCGGAUCACUAUGUUCUGAAAGCUGCUGUUGUGGCCUGGACGAUGCCCCUGCUACCCACACUGCUGGUGGCUCUCAUUGAUCCGACAUCAUAUUAUCCCUCAGAUGUUCAGCUACAGACGGACACGGGCAUCUGCUACCCCACUGGAUAUGGCCUCAUUUUUGGAGUCGUGCUGCCCGUCACGCUUAUCACAAUCGCGAAUCUAAUCAUUUUUGUAUAUGUCUUCUAUAGUAUAACGCACUCUCUGGGACAGACGUUGAGACACACAGAGCGGGAUCUUGUCAUCAAACAGAUACGGCUCUCGGUGUUGCUAUUCUUCUUGCUCGGACUCUCCUGGAUCUUUGGUAUCUUUGCCUUCAUGCAAGCAGGCGUUGUCUUCUCCUACCUCUUCUGUCUCACAGCUACGCUGCAGGGCUUCGUCCUCUUUGUCUACUUCGUGCUGCUCGAUGCGGACAAUCGACGUUCCUGGCUGGGACUGUUCUGUCCCAAGCAGAAGACAGAUGUGGAUUUGCCGAAAUCUAGGCACGAGCUGCAAUCUUUGACCACCUCAUCCACAAAUUACUCGAGGAGAUCCCAUCACUAGA
Scaptodrosophila lebanonensis is the source of this 2336-nucleotide messenger RNA. RefSeq names its product adhesion G-protein coupled receptor G7-like. The record is from RefSeq and is a predicted model, not a curated record. Gene Ontology annotation, biological process: cell surface receptor signaling pathway; G protein-coupled receptor signaling pathway. The transcript has 2 exons. Gene Ontology annotation, molecular function: G protein-coupled receptor activity. Gene Ontology annotation, cellular component: membrane. NCBI's taxonomy places the organism in Eukaryota, Metazoa, Arthropoda, Insecta, Diptera, Drosophilidae. The coding region runs from base 128 to 2335 and encodes 735 amino acids.